Messenger RNA from Passer domesticus (house sparrow), 5111 nucleotides. RefSeq names its product DnaJ heat shock protein family (Hsp40) member B5 (gene DNAJB5). Bases 2291 to 3334 code for a protein of 347 amino acids. NCBI's taxonomy places the organism in Eukaryota, Metazoa, Chordata, Aves, Passeriformes, Passeridae. Gene Ontology annotation, cellular component: cytosol. The record is from RefSeq and is a predicted model, not a curated record. The transcript is spliced from 4 exons. Gene Ontology annotation, molecular function: protein-folding chaperone binding.
GUACAGAGAUUCUCUUCCCCAUGCCCCGACAGACAAAGGGGUCCUUGGUCAGCUCAGAGAUCCUCAUCAGGCAUCCCCACCCUGGCCAAAGACCUCUCGGUGGGCAAGACCAGAGAUCUUGUGUGUGGCGACAGCAUUUUGCAUUUUUGGGAUGUGUUUUCGUGGGAAGCGCUGUGGGGUUUUGGCCAGAUGAGGGUGUCCCAGUCGUGCUGUCAGGUUGGGCUGCGUGGGGUCAGAGCCAGACUGUGUGCUCCCUGGGCAGUGGCAGUUGAAGGUUUGUCAGCUCUGUGUUGCAGGAGCUGGGGUGUGAUGGGGUUAUCUUUAGCACUGCUUGGUUUGCUCUCGCUGUGGGAGGGUUGGCAACAUCCAGACAGGGCCAAAUUGUCAUCCCAGUACUAGUCUCAGAGAGCCCCUGCCCUCCACUGGAGGCUGCUGUGGGGAGGUGGGCUGUUGGAGUGACCCUUGGUGUGGAGGGUGGACAGGAUAGUUCGUAGUUCUUAGUUUUCCUGCUGGUUGCUCACCCCAGCGUCUCCUGCAGCUUCCCCGCCACUUAGGGAGGGUAAAUGGGGAGGUGGGUGUGGGCUGGGGGCAGAGCAUCCCCCAGCACCUGCGUGGGCUGGGUGCUGCUGGCAUCUCUGCAUGCAGGAGCUGGUAUAGAAAUGUGCUGGCAUCCGGGAGCUGCCACAGGAGACGCUGUCAGAUGCUCUUUAUGCCCCCAGGGACCUCCUCCCACUUCUUCUGUGCCUCCUGAGCUGUUGAACAGUGUUUGCAGAUGCCCCCAUCUCCCCUCACUGUGUCUUUAGGAGUGCCUUAGCCCCACUCCCCAUGUGCAGCAAAGCUUCUCCUACGUGGCUGGAGGAAAAGAGAGCAGAAGUCGGUGGUUUGGAUAGAUGUGGCCAAAUGUGGGACCAAUUUCCAAACUCCUGUAGGUGGUCAUUGCCCAAGGCAUGGCCCAAGGCAAGUGUUGGAUGCUUGGUGUGGCUGCCAGACUCUUAGAGUAGCACCCAAGCAUGGAUCUUAGGGGAGCACAGUCACCCUUGACUGACCUGUGUGACCUCCAAUGGCAGCUCAUGGAUGGAGUAAGGAUGGGGAGAACAUCUGGUGGCUUGUAUGAUGGUGAAGAAAAGGGCCAAGGCUCACACCCCAUGCCAAAAUCCAUCUGCUGGAGGGGCAUAGUGGGUGGAGGUGGCUCAGGUGUGUUUGGAGCAAGUACAGGGUGAAACCUGGACUGUGGAGGGAGCAGGAUGUGGGCAGUGGGAGUGCAGGUCUGCAAGGGCAGCACCUGGGAGAAGCAGGGUCAGCACUCAGUGUGAGAGGGGCCAGGCCAGACCCUGCUGUUCAGGGUGUCAGGUGUUUGCUGUCAGAUUACCAAAAGUCAAGGAGCAGUGGGAAAGAUUCAUGGAGAGACAUGGGACUUGUUAGCUUUUGCCUGGAGGUGCAGCCCUGCCACCUCCCGUGGCUGCUCCCUGGCUGGCUGUGACUCCAGCCGUGACUGGGGGAUGAAUUACGGCCACCGGGUUUUCCAUGCCUUAGUAUAGGCAUGGGCACGGCCUCAGCCCCCGCGCGAUGCAGCGAGUGAGCCCUGAGCUCCUGGCUCACUGCAAGAUCCAGUUGGAGGCUCUCGGGGAGUGCAAGUCAGGCUAGAAAGUGUUGGGGUUUUUUUUAAAACAGAAAAAGAAAAAAGCCCUCCCACCAUCACAAGAUGUUUCUGUCUAACGGCUCCGUUCUCUCUCCGCUAAAUACAAAUUAUGGCUCUGACAGCCGGAGGCGCUUAUCUCCAGCUGAAUGCCAAUUGCUUUCAGGAACAAAAUGUUUGAAGUUCCUUUAAGGUGAAGGCACAGCUUGGUCCCUGCCACUGCUUUCAGCCUCCAAAACCUGCUGUCAUCACCCUGACUUGGGUCUCAGGUCCCCAGCUGGGAGAGAAGCAGGCAAGGGGGUGGACACAGGCUGGCGGCUACAUUUGGACAUAGCUCAGCCCUCCUGACUCAGCCGGGGGGGACGGACAGGGACGUGGUCCUGGCCUGACGUUAGCAGUGGCGUGGCCCCUAUAAUAGCGUCGUGCCCCGACUUGAGCUCUCUCUCCCUGUCAGCCUCAGAGAUGAGUCUGUCCAUCCCAGCCGUGGGGCUCAGUGGGAUAAAACCAGAGCUGGGAUACAUUCUGGCGCCGGGGCUCUGACCUCUGUUGGGAAGCGUGGACUUGAGCUGGCUCUGGUGCUGCUGGCCCGUGGGACACAGGGAGCAUCGCCUCCGCGAUAAGAAUAAGUACUCGGCUCCCGGCAGCGUCGCCGUCAUGGGGAAGGACUAUUACAAGAUUUUGGGCAUCCAGAGCGGUGCCAAUGAAGAUGAAAUCAAGAAGGCCUAUCGGAAAAUGGCCCUGAAAUAUCACCCCGAUAAGAAUAAAGACCCCAAUGCUGAGGAGAAGUUCAAGGAGAUUGCAGAGGCUUAUGACGUCCUGAGUGACCCCAAGAAACGAGCCGUGUACGACCAGUAUGGGGAGGAAGGUCUCAAAACUGGAGGUGGCUCUUCAGGUGGCUCAGGGAACACCUUCCACUACACCUUCCAUGGAGACCCCCAUGCCACCUUCGCAUCCUUCUUCGGAGGCUCCAACCCUUUUGACAUCUUCUUCGCCAGCAGCCGCUCCCGGAUGUUCAAUGGCUUUGACCAGGAAGACAUGGAUAUGGAUGAUGACGACGACCCUUUCAGUGCCUUUGGCCGGUUUGGCUUCAACGGCAUUAACGGGGUUCACCGGCGGCACCAGGAGUCCCUGCACACGCGGAGGAAGGUCCAAGACCCACCUGUCAUCCACGAGCUCAAGGUGUCCCUGGAAGAGAUCUACCACGGAUCCACCAAGAGGAUGAAGAUCACUCGCAGAAGGCUCAACGCUGAUGGCCGGACCAUGCGGACUGAGGACAAGAUCCUAAACAUUGUCAUCAAACGGGGCUGGAAGGAGGGAACCAAAAUCACAUUCCCCAAGGAAGGGGAUGCCACUCCAGACAACAUCCCUGCAGACAUCGUCUUCAUCCUCAAGGACAAGCCUCACUCGCACUUCAAGAGGGACGGGACAAACGUGAUCUACACGGCAAACAUCAGUCUUAAAGAGGCCUUGUGCGGCUGCACUGUGAACAUUCCCACCAUCGAUGGACGGGUGAUCCCGCUUCCCUGCAACGACAUCAUCAAGCCAGGGACAGUGAAGAGACUACGUGGGGAGGGGCUGCCCUUCCCCAAGGCCCCCAGCCAGCGAGGAGACUUGAUCGUGGAGUUCAAAAUCCGCUUCCCGGACAGAAUAGCUCCCCAGACAAGACAGAUCCUCAAGCAGCACCUCCCAUGCUCCUAGAGCCCAGGGACUCUCCUCCAAAGCAGCAAUACUCCAAACGCAUGUGCCACAGCACCUGGCCUGCAACAGAGCCAAGGUGUCACAGCACUUUUAAAUGCAAAAAAAAAAAUAAAAAAACAACCCCUCACACUACUUUUCUCCCCCAAAAAACCCAUCCGACCCACCCCCUAUCCAUCCUUCUUGGCCGGUUUUUUACUCCAACAACGGGGAGACUCCUGUCUGCCACAGCUCUCCCGACUGCCAAACCUUUUCUUUCUCCCCAGAGGUCCAUUUUUUUGCCUCGCAAGAGCGAGAGCCGUGGGCCCUCUGCCCGGGGAGGUGCGUCGUGUUGUGGGUUUUUUAUGUCACCUGCUUUUCAGGCCACUCUUCCCACAAGAAGCUGGACUUGUCGGGGUCCGGCGCUGUGUAAAUAGGACUCCACAGGAUCUGGCAUCCCCGCUGCUGGUUUUUCUCUUCCCCUCUUUGACACUUGCUGCUGUUUGGGGUCCCGGUUGCACCGCGGUGCCGAUCACUCCUGCCUGCGGUGGCCCCCCCAGUAGCUGGACAAUUUCUCACCUUGGGGCCGCGGUUCCAGCCGUGGUCCACUCUCCUGUGCCAAGCCUACACCGAGCCUCGGCCGUGCCAAACAACGGAGCACGUGGGGAUGGUCCAUCCAGCCUCCUGCCCCUGCCCGGGGAUGUCCCCAGUGCCCGUGGGCAGCGCUUGCCUGCACCUGCUGCCCGCAGGGCCCAGCCAGCAGGAGGAGGGGGGAAAGCCCAGGGUGGAGCUUUCUUUUUUCAGAUGUGUUGAGUUUGCAUUGCUGCUUUUAUUUUUUAAAUACAUAUAUAUAGAGCUCAUUAGAUAAACUUGGUAAGGGUUUUUCUCUGCCUGAAUUGGGGAUACUGGCCUGACGCACCCAGGCUUUUUUUGAAAGGGGGAUGAUUCAGCCACACGAACAGCAAACCCCCGGAGUGGGGUUGUGUGUGCGUGUAGCACUAAUCUGGGUGCAAAAGCAGAGCCAAGCGUGAGCAGAGCUGUGGGUUUCACUAGUGUUUCAGGUCAAAUUAGGGAUUCUAAUAAGAAGAGAGAGGCGUGUGUAUAUAUUUUUCUACAGGGACAAUUCAUUCAGGAGGUGUUUCUGGACAUCAGGAUGGAUCUGGGAGAUGCAUGAGGCAGUCCGUUUAGUGGCUCCAUUUUCAAAUACUGUAUUUUUUUAAAACCUUUGGAUUUCCAUCAGGAGAAUUUUUAUAUUUCUAACCUUUCUCAGCCCACUCUGCCUCAUGCCAUUUUUUUUCCCAGGAAAGGGCUGGUGUGGAGCUGGAGGCAUAUUCAACCUGGCUUUGUACAGCUCCUCUUUCACCACAGCACUGCCAAGAAAACCCCUGCCAAAAUAUCCCCCACCCCCCACCCUGGGAAUCCUUUUUUUUUUUAAUUCCUAAAAAAAAAAAAAAGUACUGACUUGAAGCGGGGUCCCUUGGGGUGGGGGGCUGUGCGUGGGGUGUCCGUGGGGCUGGGGUGCAGCUGUACAGCAUUACCUGUGGGGCGAGGAGACCUGUGAGGCACUGCUGAAUCAAUCACCCGCUUUGGCCAGCGAGGGGUGGCCACUGGUUCCCUCCAUCCCUCCACUGGUCCCUGUGGAGUUUAUUGUGGAGAAAUGUGGUGGACAACAUGAGCGAGAAGACAGGCCAGCACGCAGAUGCAAGCUGAUUUGUUUUUCUCGGUUUCAACGAGACCUGAAUGUUUUAUAGUGGGGUUUUUUGUAAUUUUCUUUUUUUUUUUUUUCCUUUUCUUCUUUUUU